Parastagonospora nodorum SN15 is the source of this 936-nucleotide messenger RNA. RefSeq lists its product as hypothetical. Gene Ontology annotation, molecular function: feruloyl esterase activity. Lineage: Eukaryota; Fungi; Ascomycota; Dothideomycetes; Pleosporales; Phaeosphaeriaceae. The record is from RefSeq and is a predicted model, not a curated record. Bases 1 to 936 code for a protein of 311 amino acids. The transcript is spliced from 2 exons.
AUGCUGUUCUCUUCUUCCAUCGUUGGCGCGCUGCUCGUCAGUAUGACUACAGUUCUCGGUGCUCCAGCAUCAUACGACAAUGUAUCACCAUCCACGAACCUCGACGUCCUCACCAAGCGCGCCAACUCCGCUGGGUGCGGCAAAACCCCAACCCUCAAGAACGGCGUAAACUCCGUCAACGUCAACGGCAAGCAGCGCCAAUACACCCUCCGUAUCCCCACCGGCUACACCAACAGCAAGCCCUACAAGCUCAUCUUCGCCUGGCACCCUCGCGGUGGCUCCAUGAACGACAUUGCUGGUGGCGGCUCUGAUGGCGCCGCAUGGGCAUACUACGGGCAGCAAAAGAAAGCCGCUGAAAGCGCCAUUCUCGUCGCACCCAACGGCCUAAACGCCGGCUGGGCCAACAACGGCGGCGAAGACAUUGCGUUCCUCGACGCCAUGCGUAAAGCUAUCGAAGCCGACCUCUGCGUCGACGAAGCUCAACGCUUCUCCACUGGCUUCUCGUAUGGCGGUGGCAUGUCAUACUCCAUCGCGUGCUCGCGCAGCAAGGAGUUCAAGGCCGUCGCUGUCAUUGCUGGAGGCUUGAUUAGUGGCUGUGAAGGCGGCAAUGAUCCUAUUGCGUACCUCGGUAUUCACGGAAUUAACGACAAUGUUCUGCCGAUUGAUAUGGGGCGACAGCUGAGGGAUCGGUUUGUCAAGAACAACGGUUGCACGGCGCAGAGUCCUAGAGAGCCGGGCAGUGGGAGCGGGUUACAUGUUAAGACGAGUUAUGCGGGGUGUAGGUCAGGAUUCCCGGUUACGUGGAUUGCAUUUGAUGGCGGACAUGGGCCUGCGCCGGUAGAGGGUGGUGGGGACAGUGGAGCGAGGACGUAUGUUUCUGAUGAGAUUUGGAACUUCUUCCAACGGGUCCACUUAGAGAGUGGUGUGAGAGGAUGA